Messenger RNA from Scatophagus argus, 1816 nucleotides. RefSeq names its product RUS family member 1 (gene rusf1). The transcript is spliced from 14 exons. Bases 203 to 1498 code for a protein of 431 amino acids. Lineage: Eukaryota; Metazoa; Chordata; Actinopteri; Scatophagidae. The record is from RefSeq and is a predicted model, not a curated record.
CUGCGAAGGCGGAAGAAAACACGGAAGUGCAACAAGCUAUCGCAACAGGACGGAGCGACGCGUACGUUGUGGGCAGCUUUAGGGCACAUUGAACCAAAAUGGACUUUAAUUAAAUGCGUUACGGUGCUGUUGAGACUUUUUUAUUAUUCCGCUUGUUGGUUUAAUCAGCGCCUUUCAGUGUUUUUUGCACCUAACAGCCUAAAUGGAGAAGGAUAGCGGUGUUGUUUUGGCCACGGAGAGAUAUGGCAGUGCGGAGUCCUGGAAGUAUUUUGGAAAGAGAGAGGGAGUGAUGGAGAGGAGAAGAGAUGAGGGUGAAGGCGGGUCAAGGGGCAGCUCUGUUGUUGGAGUUUUUAAAAGUGUCUUUCUGCCUCAAGGCUACCCAGAGAGUGUCAGCAACGAUUACCUGCAGUACCAGUUCUGGGAUACUAUGCAGGCUUUCUCCAGCUCUCUGUCAGGGACUUUAGCCACUCAGGCCUCUCUUAAAGGCGUCGGUGUUGGAAACCAGGAGGCAACAGUAGCUGCGGCCACCUUCACCUGGUUGCUAAGAGAUGGAGCUGGCAUGUUGGGGAGAAUCCUCUUUGCUUGGAAGAAAGGGAGUAAACUUGACUCUGAGGCCAAAAAAUGGAGACUUUUUGCUGAUAUUCUCAACGACAUCGCCAUGUUCAUGGAAAUAUUGGCUCCAUACUUUCCUGCUUUCUUCAUCCUGAUUGUAUGUGCUGCAGGGAUAUUCAAGUCCAUCGUUGGAGUGGCAGGCGGUGCGACCAGAGCCGCUCUGACUGUUCAUCAGGCUCGCAGGGACAACAUGGCUGAUAUCGCAGCCAAAGACGGCAGUCAGGAGACUUUAGUGAACCUGGCUGGACUGCUGGUCAGUUUCAUUCUCAUUCCCCUCGUCACUGAUAAUCCAAUACUGACUCUCAGCCUCUUCUUCCUCUUCACCGUCCUCCACCUCUUCGCCAACUACAAGGCUGUGCGAUCAGUUGUCAUGGAGACCUUCAACGAGGCGCGGCUUUCCAUCGUCCUGCAGCAGUACCUGAAAGACCGACUCAUCUUGAGCCCACUUGAGGCCAAUCAGAGAGAACCGGUUUUGUUGGAGUUUAGGAAAACUGUGCCAAUCAGACUUGGAGUGAGGCUACAAGAGGUUGUAAGAAGCCCAGUGGAUCUUGAUUUGGCUUUGAAGAAUAACAACAUGCCUUUCCUGUUAGGAGUACAAAAUGGCUGCGUGUGUGUUUGUUUGGCACCAGAAGCAUCAGUUCAGGAUGAAAUAAGAGCAAUGUGCCAAGCGGUGUGGCUCAGCAGCAUGUUGAGCCUUCCAACUUCAGCAGAACCUGCUCCACAACAACAGCAAAGGAACUGGAUAAUGGUGCAUGAGAGUUACAAGCUGAUGGACACAAUUUUCAAUCCAUUUCUUAAAGGUGUGGAAGCUGCGGGAUGGGACAUGAAACGAACUCUGCUGGACUGGGAUGAGUGGAGGGUCGAGUGGAAAACCAAAAGCAGCUGAACUGUGAUACAUCUGCAGUCAUUUUGCAUUGGUUAUGUGACAUUUUUAAUGUUGAUUUAACAUUCAUUGAUUUAAGUAUCCCUUUUUGAUUAGUGCCAUGUUCAAGUCUCAACGGGCUUGAUACAAGUCGAGUAAAAAAUCUGUAUUUGUACAAAAAUAUUUUUAUUUUUACAGGUAUAUUGAACAUCCAAACUGGACGGUCAGUGACCAAAUGUUAUUUACUGAAUAUCACUUUUUUUAUUUUUGGAAUUUUGCUAUCAACUGUAAAAGACAACGUAUGUUUCUGUGUGCAAAUUUCAUAAAAAAUAUACAAUACUA